Messenger RNA from Scomber japonicus (chub mackerel), 2931 nucleotides. RefSeq names its product leucine-rich repeat-containing G-protein coupled receptor 6 (gene lgr6). NCBI's taxonomy places the organism in Eukaryota, Metazoa, Chordata, Actinopteri, Scombriformes, Scombridae. Gene Ontology annotation, cellular component: membrane. Gene Ontology annotation, molecular function: protein-hormone receptor activity; protein binding. Gene Ontology annotation, biological process: G protein-coupled receptor signaling pathway. Bases 1 to 2931 code for a protein of 976 amino acids. The record is from RefSeq and is a predicted model, not a curated record. The transcript is spliced from 18 exons.
AUGCAGACAGGUGGACAGUCAGACAUGCUGCCUGUGCUUCUGCUUCUCUGUGUGGCUGGAGGAGUUUGGGGGUCCACCCCCGGCAUGUGGGGGUAUGGACGGAUCCAGGACAGGCAGGGACCGGCGGCACUGCAGUGCCCAUCUCAGUGCCAGUGUGAGGAAGAUGGGAUCUUUGUCAUGGUGGACUGCUCGGAGUUGGGACUAUCGUCUGUGCCACCCAACCUCAACCCUCUCACCACUUACCUGGAUCUGAGUAUGAAUAACAUCAGCGAGAUCCAGCCCAGAGCCUUUCAUCGACUGCACCUGCUAUCAGAACUGCGUAUCUCAGGGAAUCAGCUGAGGUAUAUCUCAGGCCAUGCUCUCCAGGGCCUCCACAACCUCAAAGUUCUAAUGCUACAAAAUAACCAAUUGGAGAGACUUCCUGAUGAUGCACCAUGGGACCUACCCAACCUGCUGUCACUGCGUCUAGAUGCUAACCUGUUGUCUGAGGUUCCGGCUGGGGCCUUUAGAAGGGUUCACUCUCUAAGACACCUGUGGUUGGACGAUAACUCCCUAACAGAGAUCCCAGUGAUGGCACUGGACUCUUUGCCCUCCCUUCAGGCUAUGACGCUGGCCCUCAACCAGAUCACACACAUCCCAGAUUAUGCAUUCACCAACCUCUCCGCUCUUGUCGUACUGCAUCUCCAUAACAACCAAAUCAAGAGCAUGGGCGCAAGAUGUUUUGAAGGUUUACAGAGUCUGGAGACACUGGAUUUGAACUACAAUGAUCUCCAGGAGUUCCCUGUGGCCAUCAGGACACUGAGUAAGCUUCAGGAACUGGGCUUCCAUAACAACAAUAUCAAAGCCAUCCCAGAGAGGGCCUUCGUGGGAAACCCUCUGCUCCAAACCAUUCAUUUCUAUGAGAACCCUAUCCAGUUUGUGGGAAAAUCUGCUUUCCAAUUCUUACCUAAGCUGCACACACUUUCCCUUAAUGGAGCAACCCAAAUUUGUGAGUUUCCCGAUCUGAAAGGAACCACCAGCCUGGAAAUUUUGACGCUGACCCGGGCCGGUCUCUCAGCUCUCCCUCUGGAUCUAUGUGAGCAGCUGCCUCGCCUCAGAGUGCUGGAGCUGUCUUACAAUCAGAUAGAGGAUCUGCCCAGCUUUUACCACUGCUCUGCACUGCAAGAGAUAGGGCUACAGCAUAACCAAAUCAGGAAGAUAGAGUCAAGCACUUUCCAGCAGCUCACCUCUCUACGAGCACUUGAUCUGAGCUGGAAUAUGAUCAAUUGGAUCCACACAGAUGCCUUUGCCUCUCUUCACUCUUUGAUCAAAUUGGACCUGACUGAGAACAGACUUAACUCAGUGCCAGUUGCAGGUUUGGGGGGUCUCACCCAUCUCAAGCUGAGGGGCAAUAUGGAAUUAUAUGAGGCCUACAGUCCUGAUCACUUCCCCCGUAUGAGGGUGAUCGAGAUGCCUUAUGCCUACCAGUGCUGUGUGUAUGGUUCCUGUGAUAGCUACAAGCCAGCCAGCCAGUGGGACACUGAUCAGAGUAACACUGAUGAGGACCUGCACAAGAGGACUGUAGCCAUGUACCCUACCCAUGCUGACACACACUAUGAUCCUGACCUGGAGGAGUUCCAGCUAGAAAUAGAGGAAUCAAAACUACAGACCAGUGUCCAAUGCACACCUACACCAGGUCCUUUCCGUCCUUGUGACUCUCUGUUGGGCAGCUGGCUGGUUCGUGUGGGUUUGUGGUCCAUCUCCCUGGUGGCUCUCCUGGGGAACUCCUUCCUGCUCCUGUCCCUCUUCAGCUCACCCGGCUACCUGUCACCACUCCGCUUCACUGUGGCCUGCAUGGGCGCUUCAAAUCUGCUAACGGGUGUGUGUACAUGCACUCUGGCCCUUGUGGAUGCUCUAACCCUGGGAGAGUUUGGUCACCAUGGUGCCCGCUGGGAAGGGGGUCCUGGUUGUCAGGCGACAGGAUGGGUCUGGGUGUUUGCAUCUGAGGCAAGUGUGUUGCUGCUGACUCUGGCAGCUGUGCAAUGUGGUGUGAGUGUGACAUGUGCCCGUGCCUAUGGGAAGUCCCCAUCCCUUGGGAGUGUACGUACAUGCGCACUUUUCUGCCUCACUCUUUCCCUCACUUUGGCUUGUCUCCCACUGGUAGGAGUUGGGGAGUACGGGUCCUCACCUUUCUGCCUUCCCUCACCCCUGCCACCUCCAACCUCUCGGCUGUCAUCCUCCUUGGUCUUUCCCUUGGCGCUCAUUAUGAUGAACACCCUGUGCUUGCUCAUAGUCACAGGUUCAUACAUCCGCCUUUACUGGGAAUUACUUAGGGGAGAAUGUGAGGGCCUGUGGGACUGUGCCAUGAUCAAACAUGUUGCCUGGCUAAUAUUCACAAAUGGCCUCCUCUAUGUGCCAGUAGCUUUCCUUUCCCUUUGCUCCCUCCUGGGUCUCCUCUCUCUGGGGGAGGAGGUGCUAAAAUCAGUCCUCCUGCUUCUGCAGCCCCUGCCUGCCUGCCUAAACCCCCUCCUCUUCCUGCUUUUUACACGAGACCACUCCCAGUUUUUCUUCUGGCCUCGCCCCAAAGCACGUCCACAGCUACAUCGGGACCGCACCCUGGACUCACUGGUGUCUGUGGAGACAGAGAAGAGCUCCUGCUCCGAUUCAUUGACACAGGUGUCACUAGCUGAUGCUGAUACCCUAUACAGUGGGGGGUCUUCUCCCCAACCACGACUGGAUCCCAUCAGAUUUUCCCACUGCUCGUCUACAUCCUCUGUUCCUCUCAUCCCUUGCCAGAUACCCACUCCCACUGCCAGAGACAGAGAAAGAGUGACAGAACGAGGGAGCCUGGACAACACUGAACGUCUGAAGAGUUUAGAUCAAGAUGUGAUUCGUAACACUUGGCCCCUGUAUCACUCUGCCAUGACUCCCUCUCUCACCUCUCAUCCAUGA